Molecule: messenger RNA, 5719 nt
Organism: Xyrauchen texanus (razorback sucker)
Lineage: Eukaryota; Metazoa; Chordata; Actinopteri; Cypriniformes; Catostomidae
Product: forkhead box protein O1-A-like
Exons: 4
Coding region: 263-2233 (656 amino acids)
Biological process (GO): regulation of transcription by RNA polymerase II
Cellular component (GO): nucleus
Molecular function (GO): DNA-binding transcription factor activity, RNA polymerase II-specific; RNA polymerase II cis-regulatory region sequence-specific DNA binding
Source: RefSeq, a predicted model, not a curated record
CUCAACAAGCGACAGCAACAGAAGGAGUUUUACACACUACUGGACUAGACUGGAUUACAAACCUUAACAACAACACCGUUCUGGUGCCAUUCUAUCUGCUUUGACGCACACUGACGCACUAAAUAUUGUUGUCAAUGUAACUUAGUCAGUUUAAAAGUAUCAAUUAAUUUCUCUUUAUAUUUUUUAUCGCGUUUCACGUCGUCAUCAUUUAUUUCGCUAAUCAUAUGUGACAUUUUACGAUACAUACAGUAUUGCUGGUACCAUGGCUGAAGCAGCCCAGAACCAGAUGGUUGAGAUCGACCCGGACUUCGAGCCGCUAUCCAGACCCCGCUCGUGCACUUGGCCGUUGCCGCGACCGGAGUUCCCCAACCCAGCAGCCGCCGACUCCAACACAUCGUCCCCGGCUCCGUCCGUCAAGCAGGAGCCCUCCAGCAACACGGACUUUAUCAACAACCUCAGUUUGUUGGAAGAGAAUGAGGACUAUCCCGAUCAGAAACCGCUCAUGUGCGGAGAUUUCCAGUGCCAAGAGGGCUGUAUCCACCAGCAGCAGCAGCAGCAGAUCCCGAGUCACCAGCAACAGGUGCCCGUGCUCUCCUCUCCAGUGGCCGCUGCCGCCGCCGCCGCCGCCGCCGCGCAGCGCAAGAGCAGUUCGUCCCGACGCAACGCCUGGGGGAAUAUGUCGUACGCGGAUCUGAUCACCAAAGCCAUCGAGAGCUCCCCCGAAAAGCGGCUCACUUUGUCUCAGGUCUACGACUGGAUGGUGAAAAGCGUCCCUUAUUUUAAGGACAAGGGGGACAGUAACAGCUCUGCUGGUUGGAAGAACUCGAUCAGACACAACCUGUCCCUGCACAGUAGGUUUAUCCGUGUUCAGAAUGAGGGCACAGGCAAGAGCUCUUGGUGGAUGCUCAACCCUGAAGGAGGAAAGAGCGGCAAGUCUCCUCGACGCCGAGCCGCCUCCAUGGACAACAACAGCAAGUUUUCCAAGAGCAGAGGACGAGCAGCAAAGAAAAAGCUGGCUCUUCAGGGUGGGCCUGAGGGGGGUGCAGACAGCCCUGGCUCUCAUUAUGGCAAGUGGCCUGGCAGUCCGAACUCCCACAGCAACGAUGACUUUGACGCAUGGACGGCUUUCCGUCCUCGCACCAGCUCCAAUGCCAGCACUCUGAGUGGGCGUCUCUCGCCCUUCAUUGAUGAUGAACUUGGCGACUCUGAUGUCCACAUGGUCUACCCAGGCCCUGGUUCAGGGUCCAAAAUGACCUCCACCCUCCCUAGCCUGUCCGAAAUGGCUGGUUCUCUGGGCCACAAUGGCUCUAAGAAUGUCAUGGAGAACCUUCUGGAUAACCUCAACUUACUCUCACCUAAGAACCCAUCGGUGGGGUCGGCAGGAGGGCCUGGGUCAGGAUCCAAGCAGUCCUCGCCCUCCUCACUCAUGCAGGCCAGCCCUGGUUACUCCCCCUACAGCUCCCCAGGUUUAGCCACGGUCAACCAGCAAACCCAACAAGACUAUCGUAAGUGUCUCUAUGGCCAGGGAGGAAUGAGCAGCAUGUCCUCCAUGCCAAUGCAGCCUCUGCCAGAAACCAAGCCUGGCUUUGGGCCGGGUCCAGUAUCCAUGAGCCAAUUUAACUGCACGGCAGGGCUUUUGAAGGAGCUUCUGACAUCUGACGGGGAUCCUGGAGAGCUCAUGCCCUCUGUGGAAACAGUUGUCUCCCAGUCAAGUGGAGGUGGUGGAUGUAUGCUGCCCCCUUACAGCAGUGCACAGAAUGAACUUAUGGGAGGUGGGGUAUCUCACACCCAUGCCCUCUCCCAUUCGCACAUGCAUGGACAAGCCCCACACACAUCACUGGCAAUGAACGGGCGAACGCUGCAUCACUUGACUAGCAUUGGCCACAGCGGCGCUGCAGGACGCCUGGGAAGCAUCAAAUCAGCCAUGCAGAUGCAGUAUAGAGGCUCUGCCCAUCUUGGGGGUGGGCUCCCACCUUACUGCAGCAUCAACAGCAAUGGAUACGGCCGCAGCCCAGGGCUGAUGCACCAUCAGCAACAGCAAUACCUGGAGAAGCUGCCCAGUGAUCUCGAUGGGAUGCCCGUGGAGCGUUUCGAAUGCGAUGUGGAGUCCAUCUUGCACGACACGCUCAUGGAUGGAGAGUCGCUGGACUUCAACUUUGACCACAUGAACACUCAACAGAGUUUCACACCUCACAGUGUAAAGACCACCACACACAGCUGGGUGUCUGGGUAAAAUCUCUCCAUCUCCAAAGAACAGCAACACUGAGUGGCUAUAUACACCCAUCCUAACCUCUCAUGAACACCUUGUCAAGGACACAGCCUCCAUUAUUACUUCUUCUUUAGCAGAGGUGGUGCGAUACGACCUCACACUGCCGAGCAAAUGGGCUCAAUAUGGAGCUAAUUUUCAAGGACACUUUUCCUCAGACAUUGGGACUUAAAUUCAAACCAAGUGCCAAACCAGGUGCCUGUGAGCCAUAGCCAAAUUGACAAGCUUUAUUUAGUUGCCUUUUUCUCACUGUAGAGAACCAAUGGUCAAAUCAGGACAACUACAACCUGAGGCCCUUACAUCUGCUGCAACACACACACAUAAACCAUAGUCCACACAAAUUUCUGUAAUGUUUUUACAGCCACAUCCAAUAUGGGCAAACUGUGAUAAAUUAGAACCACCAAAUCCAACACCAGGCACCACAAAAGCACAUAUGAUACACCUUGAAACAGUGAUAUGCAUGGUAAUAGCUCUCUUUCAAAUGUCGUGUUGUCAUUUCAAUGUGCUACCCUGCAAUUUAUAUUGAGGGUUAUAAUGCAUUCAUGCUGUGCUUCAUGGAGACUCCAUGACUGGCUUAAUCGGGAAGAUCUGGAACAGUUGUAGACGAAAGCGGGGAACGACUGUAAAUAGAUUUAUUUAGAAAAGGUCUUGCACAAACAGGACCUCGAAAAAGUUAGGGAAAUUUUCGCAGACUAGUUGAACUACGUCGCACACAGCACAUCGUAACACUUUUAUUUCUGUCACGUCAGUGUAUUUGACAUCGAGCAGAUGUACUACAUUUAUAAAGAGUGUGUUACUAUUAAUUGGUGUACAUAGAGUUUACACAAUGAAAUCAACAAUCAGGGCAACAAAUUUAAUGUUGUUUUGUACAUUUGAAAGAAACUGGAUUUGACAUUUUACAUAUUGGUGGUCUUACAUGAAAGGGUGUUUCUCAUCUGAAUUGUAUACAUCUUUCCACGUCUUUUGUAAAUACAUGAAAUAUAUAUUUCAAAGGCAUAUAAAGUAGAAAGGUUUUGUUUUGUAUUAUCAGAAUUAUCGUUAUUGCUGUUUAUUCCUGGCCUCAGUUUGACAAUAAGCUGUGUAUAAUGCAUUUCAGCAGAGGGCCCUCAUGGGACAAAAUAUUUCACUAGUUCAUAUUUACUUUGAAAAUGUGCAUUGUGAGUAGAUUUCAAACCUUGAAAUUUUGAAAAAUUGUUGGAUUUGCUUUUAAAGGGAUAGUUCACCAAAAAAUUAUAAUUCUGUCACCAUGUACUCUCCUCUAUGUUGUUCCAAACCUCUAUUACUUUAGUUCUGUUGAACUCAAAAAUAGAUAAUAGGCAAAACGUUGGCCUCAAUAACAGUCACUUUCAUUGUAUGUAAAAAAAAAAAAAAAACGUGCAAUGAAAGUGAAUGUUUGGCAGAAUAGGAGUCUAAGUCACCAGUAUUCCAUGGAAAAAAGAAAGUCAUACGCUUUUGUAAAAACAUGAGGGUGAGUAAAUGAUAACAGAAUUUUUAUUUGGGUGAACUAUCCCUUUAAGUAUUGCUCACAGGGUCCCUAAUGCCUCAGAGCAUUGUGGCAGUGGCUGAUAUUGUAGUUUAGUACUACAGCGCAAGGAGACUCUCCUAUGCAUUCGCCACAAUAUAGAAUCUGUUCCUGUAGUUAUUCUACAGUCCUCUGCCUUUAAGAAAGUGUAGAGUGUUUUUGACUUAUCGUUAUUUAUUAGGCUGAAGAAGUGAUGUGAUUGAAUCAUAUCACAGUGUAUCAUUUACACUUUUAUCAUAUUUGUAUUUUAUUUCUCUUCUCUUGCAAAUUUCAGGCACUGUGAUGUAUACGUACUAGUUAUAUGAUAUUUUUUUCUCUUUCUUGACCUUUUUUUAUUUGCUCAUGGAUAUCAACAGAUUUGGUUAUUUUGCACCUAUAUGCAGACAUUUAAACGUUGCAAACUGGCAAGUGAAAAUUGAAUCAGGGUGCAAGUAUCAUUGAUAAUUCAUGGAAGAAUUUAAAUGAUUCAAAAUGAUUUCUUGAGUAGUGUUAUAAAACAGACGUUGAAGACAUUUUUUUAAGCUUUGUAGAUUUAAACGUGAGGUGCUGACUAUUUUUAUGAUGAUUAAUUUUAAAAAGAGAAGUUAUGCUAUAGUGCUAUUAGUGCUAUAAUUUGGGGACACUAAUAAUGUGUCCUAACUAGGCGUAUCAUGAUAAAACCUCACUUCCUUGUAAAUCUGAGUUUUUUUUCUACUUUGCCACGGUGAGCAUUUUGUCAGUUGUUUGGUUUCUAUUCCUGUGGCGUUGUGUUCGGUAGCCCCGCCCACAGUCAAAUCUCAUUGGUCCAAAAACAGUCUAGUUUUGGAUGUAAAAAUCCCAUUCAUUUUCUCCAUAGAAAAAAAUAUUUAAAAAACUAAACUUUUAAAGAUAAACCUACAGUGAGCUUCGAGGUUGUUAAUCGAUGUAUAUGAUUCUUAUUUUCUGUCCCGCCUGGUUAGGACAUGGUGUUAGUCAGUCUUAGAAAGAAUGACAGACAUCUGUUAAAUUCACAUACAACAAACAUCUCACGUCAUUAAAUUAAUAUCAGUUAUACCUCUGGUCCACACUGCCUCAAUCAACAUGGGCAAAGGGUGAAGGCCAUAUGUUUUAAAAAAAUGACUGCGUCCACAUUGAAUAUCCAUAAUGCACAAAACCUGACAUGCGUUUGCUUUGUGAAUUUAGCAGGUGGCCCCACCUAUGCAGAUAUGUGUACUUAGAUGAUAAUUAUUUUACAGAUUUUUAGAUAUUUGAUAUUUCAUGUUUUAUAGAGCUUUGGAGUUGAGUUAAUGUUGCUUGCUAGUUCAUAGUUCUGAUGAAUAUUAUGUAUAUUUAGAGAGUCAAAGAUAAUUUACAUGCAAAACUUUUUGUACACUGACUGUUAUCUUUGUAUUUAGCAGCAGUUUGUAGAAAAACUAAAAAAAAAUAUAUGUAUAAUUGAAAACAAAUUGGGAAGAAAAUGUUAUCUUCUUUUCUUCAGAUUGUGGAGUUUGGACCAAUUUUUUAUUUUUUGAAAAACGAAAAACCAUAAAUUAAGAUAUUGCACUUUUUCCAUAAAUGUAAAGAUUUCUCUUAAAGGGAGAAGACAGAAUUGAAGAUGAUCUAUUUUGAAACAAACUGUUACAUUUAUGCACAAAAAUUAUUUGAUUCACAAUCAAAAGAUUAUAUAACUAGUAGUGCAAUUUGUUUAUGUAGUUUAGAAAGAAUAUCUAUAAGAGAGAAACUAUAUUGUUUGAAGACACUGUUAUGCUGACAUGCCAAUACUGAUGUAUACAGUAUAUAUAUAAUAUGUUCAUUAUUUUAGUUUGUCAGCUGUAAGCAAACAGUUUGUGAAUUGUGAGGCCAUAGGUCUCUGGUUUUGUUCUUGAUGCCUGUUGUGCUUGUAUUCCCACACAAGAAACAUGUUGUCACUGUAAAAAGCCAUGUGUAUAUAAAUGAUGUUAUAUAAAGAUGAA